AAAAGCUUUCAAAGUGCUUAGUCCUGUUUGUGGAAGCAUUAAAUGAGGAGAAGUGUCAUCUGCCCCUGGUGGUAAAGAGGCUGCUCCCCUCAGCCGCCCUGGAGACCAGCGAGGGCUCAGCUGCUCCGCGCACUCCUCUCCAGAGAAGAUGGGAUCUGACGAGUGUGUCUGCAGAAACGGCUCCUCUCCUUGAUGUGUAGCCGGCCUCGCCGCUGGGACGUGUUUACCAACCCCAAGUGCUCGCUGAGAAGACAUCGAACCCUCCGGUAGUCCUUUCAUUGACUAGUAUGUCUGAAGUUUCUGAAGAGUAACCCCUCACAGUGCAAAGAGUAAUAGAGAUUUGAAAUUUUUACAGAAAAACUACAAAAACCUUGCAACUUGGCUGUAUUUGUGUGGCCAUGUUCUUGCAAACCUACAUGAAUAUUUUCACAUGGAGCCUCACAAGCGAGCUGGAGGCCAGAUACAGAGAGAAACUAUCAUCGGAUCCCCAUCAAAGUCGACUGGGAACUAACAACCCUCAUUGGAUUACUCUGUGAAUUGUUGUGGUUGGGCGUUCUAUUUAUUCUCAGCAUGCGUGUUUUUGAAUGGUUUUGUUCUUUUUAAUACCAUUUCUAUGAGCUGCGUCAAGCCUUUUCCAUGUGGAUACAUUUUACAUGAAGACUGAAGUGUAAGAUGGCUGCACAUUUUUGAGUUGCUUCAUUUUUUUUAAAUCUAAUUUAUUUAUUUUCCUGAUGGCUGCACCUUACAAGGUGAUUGUGAGCAAAACCACAUGUUACAACAGCGUGGUUCUGGACAAUAAGUUUCAGAAUGUAGUACAUUACUGUCUUGGAAGUUGUCAGGCUCAUAGACUUGGCGUAGAGUGCCUGGUUGCCCAUCACACUGUGUGCUCUGAACUUCUCAAAGCUCCUGAGGCAACCCUCAGUCAUGGCGGAGAUGUUGGCAACAAAAUCUCAGUGGGUGAAAGUGUGGUUUGUGGUGAGGAUUAUCCUCAUCUGAAUCUUAGGUUUAAAAAGGCUUCCACUAUUCAGAAUACCAGCAGCUUGAAAGAUAUAACAGGUGAAGCUAUAAAUCUGGCAAGCGGAAAAACAAAGGAGUUCUCUUUUGAAAAGCUAAAGAAUGCCUCAAACCAGCAUGUCAACCUCAGGAAAGGUCGAAAAGUCCGUCCCGAAUCUUUUGGCAGGAAAUCAGCCGACUAUGACUUUAUUUAUGGCCAGUUCAAUAACAAUGAAAAUUGUCCACCUUUUGGUUUGCUACAGUCUCAGGGUCCCGAAGAAAAAACAUUAAUGUCCCACGGCACAUCUUUUGAACAAAAUAUUAAUUUGGCCUCGCUGUAUUUGCAAGGACUUUCAGAAGAGAACCUGAUAAACCAGAUUUUGAAGAAGCAUAAACUUGACAGCUCUGGAUCUGGUGAGGAUAUAAAGAUGUGCUUAGACAUUCUUCUGAAAUGUUCUGAAGACCUGAAGAAAUGUACUAAUAUAAUAAAGCAGUGCAUAAAAAACCGAUCGGUUGGUGGAAGCGGCAGUGGAGUAGGAGAUGGAAAGGGUUCUGAUCAUUUUCCGAAUCCAGAGAUCAUCUAUAUGAAUGUAAUGGCAAGGCUAUCCUCUUACCUGAAAAAGCUCCCCUUUGAACUGGAACAAGGUUCCCACGGAAGAACUGAACCUAAUGACCUAGCUGAACUUGUAAAAAGCCUCAACAGUCUGCAGCAGCAUCCAUUUUCACCAAUAUACGGUCAUGAACAGCCACCAAAGUAUGAAGAUGUUGUUCAAACUCCCCCUUCCUUGAAAACUAUAUCAUCAGCCACCAGUGAAAAUCAUGAAUUGACUCCCCAACGAACUAGUGACACCAGUACAGUAAAAUCCAUCCCAGAUGUAGCACCUCCAUUACCUGCAAAGACUUGGCAGAGAAAUAAACAGAGCCAAACUAGUCCUCUAAAAAAUAAUUCUACAACUGCUCAGCAAACCAGUCCGCCAACACAUUUACCCACUAAGGAGAAGUUGCCAAGGAACUCAACAGAAAAGCUCUUUAUUGAAGAGGAUUCAGAUUCACAAAUGGCUCCUCACCAAAAGAAGUCGCCAACCACGUUUUCACCAGUAGCAUCUGAGAGUAAACGCUUGUCAGCUGAAAGUCUGUGCCAUGAUCCUUCUACCAGUUCUCAUGCACUUGCUGGGACUUUUCUUCACAACACUGCCAGUGAAAAUGCCCAAACUCUCACAGCUCCCAUUAAUGUGAAUACAGCCGUGCCAAUGAGAAUGGGAAGGAGCCGUGACCAUGAGGAAAUAGACAAGCUGCUUUUAGACUUAGAACAUUUUUCUCAAAAAAUUGAAAGCACUUUAAAAAACCCACCAAUGUCUUCACCAGCACCUUCCAAAUUACCAACUGGACUGCCAGCUUACAAUGAGGAUCUCAAAGCACAACCUGCACUUGGAAAAGAAUUUAGUAUGAGUACCACUGGAGACGAUGACAACCUUUUGUUGCGCAUAUUAGGCAGUAUUGAGGACUUUGCUCAGGAGCUUGUGGACUGGAGGUCAGGUAAAGGAACUCUGUCCAAACAGAAGGAAGUUAUGCAGAUCCUUCAAGAAACUUUGGUUCCUCAGAGUCCUAUCCCGUCCCCGAGUUUUCAGAACCAAACCAAGGAUUCAGGCUCUACUUUGUCAAUUCAGCAGACACCCGAAGUGAUCAAGAUUCAAAACAAACAAGAGAAGAAGCCAGGGACCCCUCCUCCUGCCCCCGUCAUCGCUCCUGUGAUUCCUCGCCCGGCCACACCACCUCCUGCCAAAGUCAUUGUUGCCCCUUCCUUGUCCAUAAACAUUCCACGAUUUUACUUCCCAAAGGGGCUGCCUAACCCUAGCACCAACAAUGACGACUCCAUCUCCAAGAUCGAAUCAGCAUUCUCCAGUAUGGAGGACGAGAAGGCCGACAUCUACGAGAUGGGGAAGAUUGCCAAGGUAUGUGACUGUCCAUUGUACUGGAAGGCUGCCCUGUUUAAUGCAGCUGGUGGAGAGAGGACUGGCUUUGUGUCUGUGCAUUCAUUCAUUGCAAUGUGGAGAAAGUUAUUAAAGAACUGCCACGAUGACUCAUCCAAGUUCAUGCACCUUUUAGCAAAACCAGGCUGCAGUUAUUUAGAACAGGAGGACUUCAUCCCCCUCCUACAAGACAUAGUGGACACACAUCCUGGAUUGACCUUCCUCAAGGAGGCUCCUGAAUUUCACUCCCGGUACAUAACUACGGUGAUACAGAGAAUAUUCUACACUGUGAAUAGGUCGUGGUCGGGCAGAAUCACAUCUACUGAGCUGCGCAGAAGUAACUUCCUGCAGACAUUGGCUUUGCUGGAGGAAGAGGACGACAUUAACCAGGUGACGGACUACUUCUCCUAUGAACACUUCUAUGUCAUCUAUUGCAAGUUUUGGGAGCUGGACACCGACCACGAUCUGUACAUUGACCAGAAAGACCUGGCGAGAUAUAAUGACCAUGCAUCUUCAAACAGAAUCAUAGAAAGGAUAUUUUCCGGAGCAGUCACACGAGGGAACGCUAUCCAGAGGGAGGGCCGGAUGAGCUAUGCAGAAUUUGUCUGGUUCCUGAUAUCUGAGGAAGACAAGAAAAACCCAACGAGCAUUGAGUACUGGUUCCGGUGCAUGGACCUGGAUGGAGACGGCGUGUUAUCCAUGUAUGAACUGGAAUACCUCUAUGAAGAGCAGUGUGAGAAGAUGGAAACUAUGGGUAUUGAGCCACUGCCCUUCCAGGAUCUGUUGUGCCAGCUCUUAGACCUGGUAAAACCAGAAGUUGAAGGUCGAAUCACUCUGAAAGACCUGAAACGCUGUAAAAUGGCUCACAUAUUUUAUGACACCUGCUUUAAUCUCGAGAAGUACCUGGACCAUGAACAAAGAGAUCCUUUUGCACUGCAAAAGGAUGUUGACAGUGAAACACCGGAGCCAUCAGACUGGGACAGAUAUGCGGCUGAAGAAUACGAGAUCCUGGUCGCUGAGGAAACUGCCACUGAGCAUUUACAAGAGGGGUCGUUUGAAGAUGACUACGAUGGGGACGAAAUCAUUGCUGCUCCCGAAAUCAACAAUAAGAUGGAUAAAUUGGUCAUCUCUGACCUGACGGCGUGAGACGGCGCCUGCACCUGCCACUGGACAAUCAGACUGACCAGUAUUUAUGGACUGAGCCCUGGUCACCAGAAGACUUUCAGGGGGAAAUAAUAUAUAAAUAUAUUUUUUAUGAUUAUUUUGUGAAGAGAAUUGCUUUUGCUUUUUGUAAAAAGCGCAAUAACAUAAGUUCUGCGUAUAUUUGACCGCGCUGUGUGUGGGCGUGCACGAGUUUGCUGACAAAUGAACAGAAAGCCAUUUAUGUGCAAUAUGUCUUAAAUAAGGGACCUUGUGUAUCCACGCCAGUGCAGAGGAGGACUGGAGAGGUUAACGGAAGCAACCAAUCACACUCCAGCUCUCAUCUCCUAACCUUUACUGGAAUGGUGAAAGCAGGAAUCUGGUUGGCUGCUGUGUGUAACCGCUCCUGGCCUCUUCCAGUGUGAAUACAUGUGGGCCUUUGUGUUCAUUGUAGAGAAAUGACCUGAUGUAAUUGUAUUUAAUCACUGCCUUUACCCAACUCGUAUCUGUACGCUGCCGAUGCACAGAACCAAAGCUCCACUGUCCGUAAAUCAGGAAACCUCCAUUAAGUAUAUGCAUGGAGUCCAGUAUUUCUAUUUAUCACAGGUUUCCAGUAUUCUUUAUAAUGUGUAUAAUUCAUACCUAUCUCUAUACUGUGUAAAUAUGUGUAAGAGGAACAGAAUGGAAUAAUCAUGCAAAAUUAUUACAAGGGUUACCUAUAAUGAUGAGAAUGGCAAAGCAUUCUGGGACAUGGGACAACUACUGAAGAGCAGCAUUGGAAACCAUAUAAAGAUGUAGCAGAGUUGAGCUAAUAAAGGCACUAUGGUAGUGCUGUCUGUGGCAUAAUAAUAUGACGCCCUCUGAUGUCCAUUUGCCCUAAUAUGAUUAUAUAGGUGGGCACGUAGGGCUAAUGAGCUGGGUGCAGUCCCUCUCUGAGUGGGGCACUCAAUAGAAGUAGCUUCUGUCCUGGGUGUCAAGGAAGGACCAUAGCCUCUGCAGUUUUAUGGAGAAGACUCCGCCUGCAGGAGAAGACACUAUAUUGUUAGCUGCCAGAGGGGGAAGAAGACUGAUUCACCUCAGAAGAUGCCACCAGCAGCACAGCAUCAAGGGGAAAACAUGGAAGCACAAAUUUAUGAAUAAGGUGCCUGUGGCAUGACACUGAUCAGUGGGAUAAUCCCUCUAGUAAAUAUCUUACGGGCGAUCACCUGUAUAAUGAGGAUGCGGCUCCCUUAUAAUGUGUCUUCUCCAGUGAAUUAAACUAUAUGACCACAUUUUCUGAAUAUACUUUCUAUCGGUUAGCCCUGCUGAGAACAAUCACUGCCCUUACACCCGGGUGCCAGUGCUGACCACCAGCAAGUCCCAGAAUGCUCAGUCACUAGAUACCAUGUCUCUUACAGUUAAAUACAUGCAGGAUCCCUGUGUAUAAAGCACUUUUAGGGAAUUUUAUGUCGCCCAUUCAUACUAUGCCACCUCUCUCUCCCCUGCCUUGUCUGUUACUUCUCUUGUUUGAUCCUUCCUGGGAUGUGCCUUCAUUCUUUGUAGACAAAUAUAUCAGUUCAGAGUUUUAGUUUUGUAAGUAGUGUAUAUAUAUUAAAAAUGAGUGGUACCUAA
Messenger RNA from Bufo bufo (common toad), 5714 nucleotides. RefSeq names its product protein phosphatase 2 regulatory subunit B''alpha (gene PPP2R3A). The transcript is spliced from 14 exons. Gene Ontology annotation, cellular component: protein phosphatase type 2A complex. Gene Ontology annotation, molecular function: protein phosphatase regulator activity; calcium ion binding. Lineage: Eukaryota; Metazoa; Chordata; Amphibia; Anura; Bufonidae. Bases 732 to 4109 code for a protein of 1125 amino acids. Gene Ontology annotation, biological process: protein dephosphorylation. The record is from RefSeq and is a predicted model, not a curated record.